This is a messenger RNA of Fomitopsis serialis, 961 nucleotides long. Its product is annotated as phytanoyl-CoA dioxygenase. Lineage: Eukaryota; Fungi; Basidiomycota; Agaricomycetes; Polyporales; Fomitopsidaceae. The transcript has 10 exons. Bases 32 to 961 code for a protein of 309 amino acids. The record is from RefSeq and is a predicted model, not a curated record.
ACGAUCGCGCUUGCCACUGACCGCGACCUCGAUGCCUGCCAGUGUCCGUAAACUCGAGUACCUCACUCAGGACCAGGUCGACCAGUUCCGCAAGGAUGGGUAUCUGCGUCUGCCAGCCUUCCUCAACCCAGAGGAGACAGAGGCACUGUUGACACGAUCCAAGGAACUCAUCGAGGGCUUCAGUCUUGAGGACCACCCGCUUACCAAGUUCACCACCGGGGAGGACAACCACGUCGGCGAUGACUACUUCCUCACUUCUGGGGACAAGAUCCGCUACUUUCUCGAAGAGGAUGCUGUCACGGAUGGAAAGCUGAACAGGCCCAAGGAGAAGGCGGUGAACAAGAUCGGGCAUGGGCUGCAUGAGCUCGAGCUUGUGUUCCGCAAAGUAACUUUGGAGAACGAUGCGAUGAAGGCCGUUGUCCGUGACCUCCAGUUCCACCAUGACCCCGUGGCCUUGCAAUCAAUGGUGAUCUGCAAGCAGCCUCGCAUCGGCGGCGAAGUCGGGGAGCACAACGACUCCACAUUCUUGUACACCGACCCGCCCUCCGCGCUCGGCUUCUGGAUCGCCCUGGAGAAGUGUACACCCGAGAACGGCGCCCUGUCCUUCCUGCCUGGCUCGCACCUCACUGCGCCGAUAACGAAGCGCUUCGUGCGCAAGCCCGGCGGCGGCACCGGCUUCGAGACCCUCGUCCCUCCGGAGCAGGCUCCCCCGAAGCCGGAAGGGAGGUACGUCCUCGAGGCGUGCAUACCAGGCGAUAUGGUGCUGAUCCACGGUAGCGUGCUGCACAAGUCUGAGAAAAACCUGAGCCCGAACACACGCUACGCGUACACGUUCCACAUGAUCGAGUCUCCUCCGUACGCGCAGUAUGACGAGAAGAACUGGUUGCAACCUACUUCGGAGACGCCGUUCCCGCAUAUCCUCGACAAGCCCAACCCAGAUGUCGUCCUGGUCGGUGCUUAG